Colletotrichum truncatum is the source of this 702-nucleotide messenger RNA. RefSeq lists its product as uncharacterized. The record is from RefSeq and is a predicted model, not a curated record. NCBI's taxonomy places the organism in Eukaryota, Fungi, Ascomycota, Sordariomycetes, Glomerellales, Glomerellaceae.
AUGGCGACCAUUUCACGCGUUCCUGCCCCAGCCAAAACGACCGAAGCAAUCGAAGCAUGGAUCCUUUCCAGCCCCACAGACGCCUCUCUAGUCUUCAAAGGCAUCCUCCUCGGCGUCCUCACCGGCCUCCUCCUCGCCUCUCUCGCCUGCUGCUGGAUCCCCUGCCUUCACUACUUUUACACCCACGGCAACAACGGCGGUAUUCACGACUUUCACAUGCCGCGCGUCGAUCUCCACAUGCCCAUCCAACUCCGCGGCGGUUUCCGACCCUUUGUCAGGCGCAGAAUCAGACUAUUCUUCAUGGGAAGGGAGGAGAGUACUAUUGGAGGUCGGUCCGAUGAUGGUGAGGCUGCUCCCGAUAUCAGUAGCGUCGCCGGGCAAGAACAGAACGCGAACCAGGAGCGUCAGGUAGGACCACAGCAUCACAACCAGCAGCAGGAACAAACACGGACGCAAGAGUGGCGGGGAGCAUAUUUGACCUCUCGCACCAUGGCGGCUUCGACUCGAGGUGCCGAAAUCCAGCCGACCCAGCAGCAAAGCGACAGCUUUGAACCACAUGGCGAACUCGAUGAACAGAGACCCUCCCAGACGUACAACCCCAACAACCCCAGCCGGCAGCAGAUCAUUCCCGAUUCCAAUGAGGACGAGAGACGUCAACAAGCGCAUCUUCCGGAUGUUCACCGUCUAAACAUGGCUGUAUGA